Messenger RNA from Olea europaea var. sylvestris, 477 nucleotides. RefSeq names its product F-box protein SKIP28-like. The transcript has a single exon. The record is from RefSeq and is a predicted model, not a curated record. NCBI's taxonomy places the organism in Eukaryota, Viridiplantae, Streptophyta, Magnoliopsida, Lamiales, Oleaceae. Bases 1 to 477 code for a protein of 158 amino acids.
AUGUUUCUUUUUCAGCUCUAUAGCCCAGGUUGCACGAGCUUAACACCAGAGGGAUUGACUGAAGCAGUGAAGUUGCUAACAAAAAACAACGAGAGACUAAAGAGCCUAAAAAUCACUGGCAUCUCCAACAUGAAGAAAGAAGACCUUUACACGCUUCACAAUUUACUAGAUUUGGACCAAACACAGCAGAAGAAAGUGAAGAUAUUAUAUCAUGAGCACAAGAAAUGCUCGAGCCUUAAACAUGAAGAAACCGAUUAUCCAAUAGAUGUAGAUGUGUGUCCCAAGUGUUACGAAAUACGAAUGGUUUUCGACUGCCCUGGAAUUCUCCGUCCGAAGGAGCAGCAGCUUCAGACAAUUGAAUGUAAGGGAUGCUACCACUGCAUUCCGAGGUGUGAUGAGUGUGGCAUUUGUAUUACCGGUCAAGAACUCGCGAAGGCAGCAUGGGCUGACACGUUGUGUUUAGAGUGUUGGCUGUAG